AUGGACGACUCCGAUAAACCAACAGAGGUCUGUUUUACCAGAGCACCCGCUGGCACCCUGAGGUGUGAGAUGGCCGACGCCCUAAGCUGCUUCAUGGUGAACGGCCUGGAGGAGCUCAUCAGCAGAGUGAUUUGGAUAAAUACUAAAGACACACACAGCUUUCACUUCCCCAUAACCCUGGCUGUGCCUUUUUAUGUGCACCAUCGCAGCAGCCACAGAGAGGUUGCUGUAAAGAUGGUGGAUAAGGAGAAGAGAGUCCAGCCAGUGGAUGCCAUCCUCCUGGCUGCCAUUAAGUCCAGGAAUGAUGCAUAUGAGUUGGUGGUCUCUGUCAGCCCUCUGCUCCACCUCACCCACCCUAAAACGCAGCCACUUAGGAGACCCCUCACAAUCAUCCUUCCAUGUCCACCAAAUCCUGAGAAAAAAGAGGAAACAAGAAGAAAAGAAAACCAGGAACCACAGGGCUGGGUUCCUAGUCAUUUUCUGUCUCAUUUAGACAAAGUAAGAAUCUUAAGAGCCUAUGUCAAAACUAAUGAGAGGACCAGGGAGUUUUUGACUGUUCUUGGCUCAAGAGACAAAGAGUGGAGUGUUUUAGAUAAGACUGUUGUCAGAAACCAGCAGGAUGGACUGGUGUCCUUUAUUCUAUAUGAAAGCUUUGACAGACUGCUAGUAUUUCGUCUCCUCUCACCGCUGCAGCCUUGUCACCUGACUGCACUGGCCGAGGAGCUGGAGUCUGCAGCCCGCCUCCAUUCUGUGACCAUUGUCCUCCGGUGUGGACGGGAUGACCCUCACAGUGUCCUCCUGGCUGCGCUGCCCAGCAGAGACCUGAGCUGGGAGCUGAGCAGACUGCGAGCUCAGGGCUGGGAUGGCCUCAUUGAGACUUCCUCAGAAGUACUCCUGUGUGAAGGAGAUCAGCUUCUCCUGCAUUUUAGUGGCAACAUCACAUCUGCAGCUUCGACACAGACUAACCCAAGUGAGGACCCACAUGAGCGGCUGACCUUUCACUAUCAGCGAAGGAAUGAGCUAUUUGUGCGUCUAAGGGAAGUUGACCCAUUUGGAAACUACAGCUCGCCUUGCUAUAAGGGUACAGCCCUGCUCUAUAGAGUCAGCAGAGCUGAGCUGGAGUGGAGAGGAGACAAAGCUGUUCUGAAGGACGCAGAGCUUCUGGGAAACCCAGUUUGUAAACUGCCUCUGAGUUUACCAAAGAAAGUGAGGCUCAUUCAUCGGCCGAUUUCCACCAGAGUGAAGACAUGUGAGGAGGCAGAGCCUCUUUCUGACUCCCUUCUCCUCUGGCUAUCUGGGGAGCUGACUCAAGAGGAAACUGCACGGCUGGUAUCCUCCCUGCAUCUCAGUCGUAGUUCAGCCCAGCUGGCAAAGCUCCGCUUCAGGGACAGCCCAUCAGAUCAGGCCUUCCACAUUUUGGCCAUGUGGAGACGAGCUCUGCCUGCUGCCAAAUGCCACCCCAAGACCUCCCAGCUCGCCCAGAGCCUAACCAAAAUAGGCAGACCUGAUCUGGCCCAAGAGAUGAUGCUGAGUGAUGCAGAACUCUCUGACAUCAAAAGAAAGCAAAAUGAAUGAGCUUAAUGUAGUAAUUUGUUUUCUCCACAAGAGGGAAGCAUUACACAAUCAGAGAAUAUUGUCUUCUGGAAAAAGGGCUUUUUUUUAUUUGGGCAGAAGGAUUUACAGUAAAUGCAAUCUGGACAAGAGUAUUUUAAUCAAGAAGUUGUUACAUUGUAACUCACAGCAACUAACCAGGAUUGCCAGUUCCAUAAAAUAUAAAUAAGGAGCAUGUAUUGGCCAGGUGUUGUCUUCCACUCCUGUGACAUCUGUUUUUUUCUUUCAUAUGUUUUUUUGGUUGGAAAAUAACCAUCCAAACAUUUGAUAUGAAUCUCGAUUUAUUUAGAGGCAUAUUUUUGUAUAUAAAUAAAACUACACAUUUUUUCCCCUUUAUAAAUGGUGACCCCAGUCACCACAAUGAUAAGAACAGUAUGUUCUAUGGAAGCAAACUGUUCCAACAGCAAAGUUCCUGAAAGAACUUGCAAACAU
Messenger RNA from Cyprinodon variegatus (sheepshead minnow), 2043 nucleotides. It is a transcript of the gene dthd1, whose product is annotated as death domain containing 1. Bases 1 to 1575 code for a protein of 524 amino acids. NCBI's taxonomy places the organism in Eukaryota, Metazoa, Chordata, Actinopteri, Cyprinodontiformes, Cyprinodontidae. The record is from RefSeq and is a predicted model, not a curated record. The transcript has 7 exons.